Messenger RNA from Anisakis simplex (herring worm), 1005 nucleotides. Lineage: Eukaryota; Metazoa; Nematoda; Chromadorea; Rhabditida; Anisakidae. The record is from the annotation of a GenBank genome assembly.
AUGUAUCGUGUAUGGUAUGAUGAAAGUACAUGGGCACCAAUUCGAGCCCAACUUCGCUCAGAUUUCAACGCGUUUGACGAGUUGACCAGAGCGCAAUUCAUCUCGGAUGCAAUUGCACUUAGAGAAAGAGGAUCACUGCCGUGGUCCCGUGUCAUCGAAUUCGCAUCGUAUCUGAGUAAAGAAACCGAAUUCGCCCCACAUUACGCAUUCAAAAGUGUUCGGGAUCAAUUGAUGAGCGCUUUCAAGAACACCGCAGAUACACCUAAAAUAAAUAAGUACAUUCAGCGAACAUUCGAAACUGCAUAUGAUAUCGGAUGGGCGAAUAACACCGACUGGACUAUGGCAGCAUUAGCAACAUUAGCCACUAAUGGUAUGUGUAAAACAGCGCUUCCAGAAUGUUUGGAGAAAACGAAAACACUAUUCGAACAAUUUUUGACGAACUGUCAAUAUUCAACCACUGGAACAGGCCUGUGCAACAGUGAGGUUCGUCCAGAUGUACGAAGAACGCAAUACUGUUAUGGUCUAGCACAAACACCUACCGGUCACGAACUGGUUAACCGGUUGUACGAGUGGUUCAAAACAAACUCACAUUACUUCCACCGUGAUGCUGACAAUCUACUUAAUGCAAUGGCAUGCACAACAGAUGAUGAUAAAAUGAACAGUUUCAUCUCUGAUAUAGUCGAAGGAAAAUAUCCGGAGAGUGCGCUCCAUAUGGUGGCCGUUCACGACACAACAGAUCAUGUUCUAUGGAAUUAUUUCAAGCUCAACACCGAACAGGUUAUCUACGGUGUGCCGAGCUUCAACAGCUAUAUGACAGCUGCUGUUGGAACUUGGAAUCAAGCGGAGAAUAUCAAAGAGAUGGACGAUUUCAUUGCUGGAAUCGAGCUAAGUGGAGAUAAUUUGGCGGUGAUAAAUGAACUUAAGAAGAACAUUCAGCAAAACAUCGAUUGGCUGGCGAAGAACCGAGAUGAGAUUAUGACGGCAAUUGAACAAGAACUUCAAUAG